UGCCUCUCAUUUUGCGGUGAUCUGAAAGAGGAGCUGAUCUUGCAGCUGAAUAGCAGCCAGAAAGGCUUCGAAGCUUUCCGGAGCAGCCAUGCCGAAACAUGAGUUCUUUGUAGACAUGACCUGUGAAGGAUGCUCCAAUGCUGUAACCCGUGUCCUCAACAAGCUGGGAGCGUUGCAGUUUGAUAUUGAUCUACCCAACAAGAAAGUGACUAUUGAAUCAGAGCAUACCAUUGAUACCUUGCUGGAGACACUGAAGAAAACUGGGAAAGAUGCCUCCUACCUCGGAGACAAGUAACUGCAUAGGAUGACUUGUCUAGUGGGGCUGCUGUGCUGAAGGACAGAUCAGAACUUGUUUAGAGAGAGGACCUGUGUGCAGCCUGAUGAAGCAGUCCAGCAUAACUUCAGCCAUAUAAUGCCAUCAGAUCUACAAAUCUUGUGAUUGCCACAUUACAGCCCACCUGCUGUGUACAGCAGCCCUCCAGAGACUUAAUAAGCCUUCUGUUUUUGUCUGCCAGGAACUGCAGGAUUUUUUUAGGGGGUGGAGAGUUAUCGAGCAUCUGAAAAGUCAUUUUAUAUGAUUGGUGGGUUGGAUUCAGUUUGGGGAGAGGGGCACAAGUUGUGCAAAUCUUCAAUAGAUGGUGGACCUGAAGAAUCACUUGCAAUUCAUUGGUUUGGCCUUGUAUGUUUGAUACGUAAAGCUAAUAUUCCUUCUAGAUUCAACCAGCAGGUGGUGAUCUUGUCUAAUGCUAUUUGCUCUCAUUCAUUUUUGCAGCAUCCCUAAGAUGGCUUCAGUAUGAAGACAGCUGUUUACACUUCUGUCAGUCUCCUUCCUUUGACCACAGUUGCCCUGCCAGAUGCUGGAGAAGAGAGGAAGGGUGGGAAGGCAUGAUGCUUUGUGGGGGAAGGACUAAAAUACAUUUUAACCAUAUCUGUCCAAAUCUCCUCCUACAAAUGUAGCGUUUAUGUAUUCUUCUUUUAGAGCCUUGUAAUAAAACAAGGAGCUGCUUCUAUUUUCAAGUAAA
Messenger RNA from Heteronotia binoei (common prickly gecko), 1022 nucleotides. RefSeq names its product antioxidant 1 copper chaperone (gene ATOX1). Gene Ontology annotation, molecular function: copper chaperone activity; metal ion binding. Gene Ontology annotation, cellular component: cytosol. Gene Ontology annotation, biological process: copper ion transport. The transcript is spliced from 4 exons. NCBI's taxonomy places the organism in Eukaryota, Metazoa, Chordata, Lepidosauria, Squamata, Gekkonidae. The coding region runs from base 89 to 295 and encodes 68 amino acids. The record is from RefSeq and is a predicted model, not a curated record.